GUCGAGGAAUUUGCCAGUUUCUCCACUUUUGAACCUUCCGUCGUGGGGUCUGACGCCUGGGCAACCGUAACUGCCACUUUUGAGCAGGACCUGAACCGUCAUGAAUCUUUGCAAUCCAAAUGGCCAGAUGGAUCCUCAGUUGCGCCAGCAGUCUUUCCGGAGUCUAAUGAAGGCAGUGACGGCGAGGAAUUCGGGGAUUUCGAAUCCUCAGUUCCACAUUCUGAGCCCUCGGACGUGGCAAACUUGGUUAGAGAUGUGCAAAUUGACCAUCCUCCAAUCGGAAUC
Molecule: messenger RNA, 285 nt
Organism: Opisthorchis viverrini
Lineage: Eukaryota; Metazoa; Platyhelminthes; Trematoda; Opisthorchiida; Opisthorchiidae
Exons: 1
Source: RefSeq, a predicted model, not a curated record